AUGCUCAAGUUAGCCAAGAAGCUCUGGUCAAAUGAUGCUUCGUAUUAUACCAUUGGCGAUUCAAACUGCCAGUUCAAAAAAAACCCUACCUUCUGGAAGGAUAUCGAGAUUCGCUUCAACGAGUCUGUGUCUAUAUUGAACUUGUGCAGCGAUCAUGAACGAGUGAUCAAGACCUUCAACCACGUUGAGGACGCAAAGGGCGGCCAUGGGUUCAAUGGCAUCUUCGUUGUCACGAACUUCAGGGUUCUGUGGUUUGUCAACCAGCGCAAGCGCAACCUCAGCAUCGGCCUCAACACCAUCCUCAACCUGAAACUCAAAAUAACAGAGUCGAAGCUGUUCAAUGGCAAGACGGAGUCCCUUUGGAUCUUCAGCAAGUACCGUACCCAGCGUUACAAUUUCAUCUUCAACUUUGUGUCAGAGCUGGAGGACACGACGGGUUCCUUGUUCCACACCGUGCGCGGGGCGUGGUGGGCCUACGACGGCACGCGGCGCUACCGCGAGGUCCAGCUGCGGGCCGCCCUGGUCGAGGACGGCACGGUUGUUAUGCUACCACGCGAGGUCGUCGUCUCGCGGGUGUCGUGCGUGGAGAGGUCGACCGCGCACGGGAUCACCUCCGGGGCUAUGCUCACAACCAACAUCCGCGUCGUGUGGUGGGAUGGGGUGGCCGGGCACUACUGCCUGUCGAUCCCCUACCGCCAGUUCGCCGAGAUCAGUGCGCGGCGCGGAGAGAAGGGCCCCACGCUUUACCUCCGUAUUGCCCCAAGCGCGGCCUCGACGGAGUUCGUUUUUAUCGUGAAGCCGGUGUCGCGUGUGGUGGAGCUCUAUCAGGAGAUUUGCAGCUUGUGGAAGACGUGGUGCAAGGCCCCGGUGAUGGAGGGUGAGGAGGCCCAGGACAGCUGCCCGCGCGACGCCGCGGAGACGAACAUUGCCAUAGCGGCAGCCGCCUCAAACCCUUUUGAGCACGUCGACAGCGAGAAGCCAACCACCACGGCGAAUGAUGCCUUCUUCGCCUACUUCGCUGACGAAGGGAAUAAAGCCGCGGAUCGACGACCAGUUUACGAUCCUUCUAUCGGAUUGGCAGUGGAAAAGUUACGCCGGGGUGUUCAGCUUAAAGAUUUGUGGGAGGUGGCGAUCACGUAG
Molecule: messenger RNA, 1140 nt
Organism: Phytomonas sp. Hart1
Lineage: Eukaryota; Euglenozoa; Kinetoplastea; Trypanosomatida; Trypanosomatidae
Source: the annotation of a GenBank genome assembly